AUGGAGUCUGUGGACAAAAGACUUCUCGCGACGACCAUUGAUGGUCGUGCUCGAACAACACCCGAUGAACGCUUUGCAGUCAUCCCACAAGGGUCAGACCUUAGCAGUGGGUUUCGAAACAUUUCAAUGAAGGACCUAGCAGCAGCAGUGAAUUCCAUGUGCUGGUGGAUUGAGAGUACAAUUGGACCUGCGAAAUACCGGGAAACUCUGGCUUACCUGGGCAACAAUGAUAUACGCUAUUUCAUUUUCAUGAUUGCUUGCCAAAAGACUGGGUACCAGGCUUUCUUCCCUUCGACGAGGAACUCCAACGAAGCCCAUCUUCAUCUUUUAAAAGCAACGAACUGCUCGAAGUUCUUUUUCACUGAGGAGCGCCAGUCACAUGUCUUGGAGAUACAGGCAUUGUGCUCGGGCUUGAGCGUCUUCCAGGCCCCGGCUGUUAAUGAUAUCCUCGAAGGCAAAGGUGGUCUGCACCACUACACUUAUGACAAGUCUUAUGCCAAUGCUGAGGAUGAUACUAUCCUGAUCAUUCAUAGUUCAGGAACAACGGGCAUGCCAAAGCCCGUUUACCUUACCAACGGCUUUUUCAUGACACUUGAUUCCAGCGCCCAUCUCCCAUUACCGACAGGCCGUCAGCCAGCGAUAUACUACCAUCUAGGCCAACAGAACCUAGUUCUGGCCACGACGCCUCUGUUCCAUCUCAUGGGUUUGAUGCCAAUUCUAUUCUCGAUAUGGUUCCACGUCCCCGCUCUUCUGGGUCCUGAGAAGCCACCAUCCGUCGAUUUCAUGAUCGAACUGCUCCAAAAGGGCCGCCCAACACAUGCAAUUUGUGCGCCGUCUGUUCUGGAAGACAUGAGUCAAUCCAGUGAAGCUUUACAUUGCCUGGAGAAACUUGAAUGCGUCAUGUGGGGAGGAGCGCCUCUAUCCCCGGAGACAGGUGACCGGCUGCGAAAGCAUACCAACAUUUUGUCUGUGAUCGGAACCAGUGAAGUCGGUUGGAUCCCUACCCUUGUUCCCGAAGACCCGUCCAACUGGGGCUACUUCGAAUGGAACGAAGCCUACGGUGUGGACAUGCAGGAUAUUGGGGACGGGGUGUACGAAAUGGUCAUUCCACGACAGCACAACGCUCGUGACUUCAAGGGCAUUUACCACACAGACCCUGAAAUCAACGAGUAUCACACCAAGGAUCUCUACACGCAACACCCGACGAACCCACACCUGUGGAAGUACUAUGGGCGCAAAGAUGAUGUUAUUGUUCUGAGCAAUGGCGAGAAGUUCAACCCAAUCAACAUGGAAACUCUCAUUGCAGGACAUCCACUUGUCGGAAAAGCAGUGGUUGUCGGCCAGUCUCGUUUCCAGGCUGGUUUGCUCAUUGAAGUGGACCAUGGGGUUGCGGAUAUGGACACCAAAGUCUUCAUCGAUGAAAUUUGGCCGACCGUUCAGAUGGCUAACCAGACCAUUGCUGCUCAUGGACGGGUGAUGAAGAACAAGAUCGGGUUCGCCUUGAAGGACAAGCCUUUCCAGAGGACCCCUAAAGGCAGUGUGAAGCGCCAGGCUGUUCUGAAAGACUACGCGGAUGAGAUCGACGCACUUUAUGCAGGCGCAUCAGAGGAUGAUAUGGAUCAAAUCCUCCCGGAUACCUUGAACGAGGAGAGUGUUCCGGCAUUCACCCGCCAGGUUGUUGCUCACGUCCUGGAACGUUCUGAUUUCUCCAACACCCAAACCUUUGACAGCGCCGGUCUUGACUCUUUGAUGACCAUCCGAGUCUCUCAGUUGCUGCAAUGGGGAAUUCAGAAGCGUCGCCCAGAGGUGGAAGCGAAUGCUAUCAAUCCACAGGCGAUCUAUAGAAACCCGACGGUAGACCGACUGUCUCAAUUUGUGGUGACCAUUUUGGAUGGAAAGUCCCAGGUUGAAAUCCCACGAGAGGAGAAGAUUCAAAGCUUGGUGGACAAGUACACGUCUGAUCUCCCAAUCCGGGAAGCACACCUUCAAACCGAAUUACCUACGCCUACGACUGUGAUUCUGACCGGCUCAACCGGCUCCCUGGGGAACUAUCUACUUCAUUCUCUUUUGAGUGACAAGCGGGUGUCGAAGGUCUACUGCCUCAACCGUUCGGAGGCCAAGGCCCGCCAAAAGCAAGGCUUCGAAGCCAAGGGUCUGCACCUCACUGCAAACGACUGGCAAGAGCGAGUUGAGUUCCUGCAGGCCUCCUUCGGAGCGCCCAGAUUUGGCCUUGACGAAGCCAAGUACCAAGCGCUCCUCAGCUCGGUCGACACGAUCAUCCACAACGCCUGGAAAGUUGACUUCAACCACUCGGUUGACUCUUUCGAAGAUACCCACAUUCAGGGUGUCCGUCGCUUCGUGGACUUCAGUCUGAGCAGCCGGCACAAUGCCCAUCUGCAUUUUGUUUCCUCGGUCAGCACGGUAGGCGGCUGGACACCUGAUAUGGGAGCCUCGGUUCCAGAAGUCCCCAUGGAAGACAGCGCGGUGGUACUCCCCCAAGGGUACGGCGAGUCCAAGCACGUCGCCGAGCGCAUCUGUCUCGAAGCGUCGCGACGAUCUCAAGUGCCGACGACAGUGUACCGUGUCGGCCAGAUCGCCGGGCCCCAAAGUUCAAGCGGACAAUGGAAUCCGCACGAAUGGCUACCGACCAUCAUCGCGACCUCGAAGACCCUGGGCAAAAUCCCCAACCGACUUGGGUCGAUGCCGGUGGACUGGGUCCCAGUCGACACCUUAUCUGAAAUCCUAGUGGAGAUUGUUCACACACGUCAUAGGGGUGCUUCUCCAGCCGUGUUUCACCUGACGAAUUCGGAACUCGCGCCGUGGUUGUCGUUGAUCCCGGCGGUCCAGGAGGCGUUCCCAGUCGAGCCUGUGGAUUAUGCCGCGUGGGUUGCCGAGCUAGAAAGUAUCGCCAAUCCCAGCGCCGAGGAUCUGGCUUCCAUGCCUGCGCUCAAGUUGUUGCCAUUUUACCGGGGGCUGCAGGAUGAGGGAAGCGCCAUGUCGGUGCCGCUGGAUGUCAGCUGGGCCAAGGUGGCAAGUCAGAGUAUGAGGGCGUUAGGACCGGUAUCUGCCGACAUGAUGCGGAAUUGGUUGUCGCAGUGGCGGUUUUGA
Molecule: messenger RNA, 3108 nt
Organism: Penicillium olsonii
Lineage: Eukaryota; Fungi; Ascomycota; Eurotiomycetes; Eurotiales; Aspergillaceae
Source: the annotation of a GenBank genome assembly